UCGAUUUUGGUAUAUAACUAGCCCCUGUGACAAUAUGUCCAUUAUAGUACAGUACUUCGACAAUAUGUACAACGUAAUUUUGUUCGCGACGACUUUGCUGUUUGCUGUUGCUUUGACCACCGCAGCAGCUGAGUACCCAUGGCAGUCACAAGAGGGCAAACACUUGGUACACGACCAAGUAGAAGGCUGGAACCCAGAGACAGUAGCAGUAGGCAUGCAAGAUCUUCCCAGGAACGUAGUACAUGACAGGGUGCGUAGACAGAUGCCCCCGAUGCCAGAGGUACCUUCCCCGCCCCAGGGGAUGCCAGCCCCGCCUCAGCCCCCACAGGGAAUGCCGUCCCCGCCUGGAAUGCCUUCAUAGAGAUCACAAUGUAGGCUACUAGUAGUUGAUAGGCAUAAUACAAUCAAAACUAUCUCUUCUUGUUAAAAUUGUUGUGAAGAGCUGAAAAUCAAAUAAAUUGUAAAUCAAA
This is a messenger RNA of Macrosteles quadrilineatus (aster leafhopper), 470 nucleotides long. RefSeq lists its product as uncharacterized. Bases 35 to 361 code for a protein of 108 amino acids. The record is from RefSeq and is a predicted model, not a curated record. The transcript is spliced from 2 exons. Lineage: Eukaryota; Metazoa; Arthropoda; Insecta; Hemiptera; Cicadellidae.